Molecule: messenger RNA, 1044 nt
Organism: Hymenoscyphus albidus
Lineage: Eukaryota; Fungi; Ascomycota; Leotiomycetes; Helotiales; Helotiaceae
Source: the annotation of a GenBank genome assembly
AUGUCUUCGCAAGUGUCCAAGCAGACCAUUGUCCUUGUUACAGGCGCGAAUAGGGGUAUGUUUUUUUUCUUUGUGUUUCGUUGUUGUGGGGUGAGGAGAGCGUGGGAGCACGUGCUCGCUACCCCUUUUCUUCAUUUUUCCCCACCGUUCUCGCACCAUUCUUCCACCAUUCCACCAUCUCCUCUCCCUGCCUCGCAGCACCAAUUAACACCCCCAGGAAUCGGCCACGGCCUCACAUCCACCCUCCUCCUCCGCCCCUCCCACACCAUCAUCGCCACAAUCCGCAACACCUCCACCCCCACCGACGACCUCCUCGCCCUCCCAACCGGUCCCGGCUCAAAACUCAUAAUCGUACACUUCGAUAUCCCAACGAAUGCAGGCGCGUUGAGAGCCCAAGGAGAGGGGUUGAAAGAACAGCUGAGAAUGGAAGGUGUGAAGUGGAUUGAUACCGUGGUUGCGUGUGCGGGUCUUGGGGAUGGGUUUCAGAGUGUGAGGGAGACGGGGUUGGAGGCGUUGAUGGGGGGGUUUUGGAGUAAUAUGAUGGGUGUUUUGGUGCUUUUUCAGGGGUUGAGGGGGUUGCUUGUUUGNGAGGGGAAAUUCAUCCUGAUAUCUAGUUCGCUGGGCUCGAUUGGUGAUAUGGAAGGUGCGAUUCCGAGUUUGGCGUAUGGGAUAAGUAAAGCCGCAGCCAACUAUUUAUUGAGGAAGAUUGCUUUUGAGGAGGUGGGUAUUGUUGCUAGGGCUGUACAUCCGGGGUUUGUUCUUCCUGCCUCUCUUCGUCUUAGGGGGAAAGACUGAUUGGAAGCAGAUGGGUAAAAACGGGGAAUGGACAGCGUUUUGCUGAUAGUAUCGGGGUUAAAGAGCCGCCUAUGGGGGUGGAGGAGAGUGUUAAGGGGGUUCUGGAACAGGUUCGUUGGUGUCCUUUUGGUUUAUAUGUGGAUUUCUUGAGGUGUGACUGACUGAUGGGGGAGUGGAUAGAUUGAUAAUGCGAAUAAAGGGAAUACGGGCACUUUUGUGAGUUAUGAUGGGAGUACUAUUCUGUGGUAG